Mustela erminea (ermine) is the source of this 1021-nucleotide messenger RNA. RefSeq names its product FXYD domain containing ion transport regulator 5 (gene FXYD5). Gene Ontology annotation, cellular component: membrane. The record is from RefSeq and is a predicted model, not a curated record. The coding region runs from base 170 to 730 and encodes 186 amino acids. The transcript has 10 exons. Gene Ontology annotation, molecular function: sodium channel regulator activity. NCBI's taxonomy places the organism in Eukaryota, Metazoa, Chordata, Mammalia, Carnivora, Mustelidae. Gene Ontology annotation, biological process: regulation of sodium ion transmembrane transporter activity.
GCUCUCCCCUGGCCACACCCUCCGCCGGGACGCAGCCACCGCCGCUGCCCUCUGUCCACGAGGCUGCAGGCUUGGGACCCCCGGCUCUGACCCUCUGGGGACAGCCCCCGAGGGAGGCACGGGGCCCCCCUGAUCUACUCCUGUGCCUUGUAGGCUCAGCCUUGGUGGGAUGUCGCCCUCUGGUCGCCUGUGUCUCCUCACCAUCGUUGGCCUGAUUCUCCCUACCAGAGGACAGAUAUCGAAGGAGGCCACAGUUUUUUCUCCAGCAGACCCAAACCAGUCAAACGUUCGUGCUCUGACACCAGCCCCAGAUGCAGACCUAGAACCCAAGCCCACCCCUCAGAUAAGCCCGCAGACUGGUGGAACAACACGAGAGCAGGAGGAGGAGAUCCAGACCCCGAAAAUGGAGUCCCAGCAACCGACUGGAGUGCACCCGCCCCUAACCACAGAUCCGAGGACAGGCAAGACCGGCCCAGAAGCCACACCCUCGGCUGAACCCAGUAAAGGCACAACGGUCUCCAAAAGGCAGUCUCCAGGCAAAGGCGGCAGGCCAGACCCUAUCCUCGGGCCGACUGGUUCCAGUGAGGACAACCCCUUCUCCUAUGAUGAGUACACUCUCCGGAAGCGGGGGCUGCUGGUCGCAGCUGUGCUGUUCAUCACCGGCAUUGUCAUCCUCACGAGUGGCAAGUGUAGGCGGUUACCCCAAUUAUGCCGGAAUCGUAACAGGUGAGACCAUUGGAAGUAGGGGCCGGCAACUGAAUCGAUGGGCACCCCAAGACUGAGUCCCCACCGGCUCACCGUGCCCAGCCACCUCCCUCCCCUCGCGAAGCCUACAGAAUAGUCGAUAAAGCCCAGCCUGAGAGGGAAGACCCGGAUGGAGCCAGAGCCGGGGCUGAUGGCCCAAGGCCCCUCCCCUCCCCUCCCCAUCCUGCCCACCCAGAGGGCUGCCCAGCUCCCUGGGCACUGCUCCCCAAGUUACCCAUUGUGUUCAGAUGAAAAGUAAAGCACUGUGGUCCUUGCC